Molecule: messenger RNA, 4215 nt
Organism: Pristis pectinata (smalltooth sawfish)
Lineage: Eukaryota; Metazoa; Chordata; Chondrichthyes; Rhinopristiformes; Pristidae
Gene: oma1
Product: OMA1 zinc metallopeptidase
Exons: 9
Coding region: 165-1778 (537 amino acids)
Biological process (GO): mitochondrial protein processing; protein quality control for misfolded or incompletely synthesized proteins
Cellular component (GO): mitochondrial inner membrane
Molecular function (GO): metalloendopeptidase activity
Source: RefSeq, a predicted model, not a curated record
CUGAUUGUCAGGCGUCCUGGGUGAGUGCGGCCGGCGUAUGGACCCAGGGCAGAGAGGAGCAGCCUGGACCCGGGGCUGAGUCUCCGGCUGUCAAUCAGGAGGCGGCUCUUCGUGAUUUGAUAAAAUCUGCUUCUCUAGUGGAGAGCUCGAGUGUGGACCAAGAAAUGAGGACUGGAUUCUGGCUUCGGGAUGCUAGGAGGCACUUGUUCCACUGGCGAAGCUGCAGUUAUGAGCAAAACGUCUCAGCAGUCCCAGAAAGAGUUCAGAUAUGGAAAAGUCAUAAGAUGAAGCAUCAGAUAUUAACAACAAGUGAUGGAUUAUGCUGUUUAGGUAGAGAUUCAGAAGUCUGGCGGACCUGGACUAAACCUAAUGUGGUGUUGCUCUCAUGCACAGGACAUCAUUCAGUCUUCAGAAAUACUGUACACAAUGUAGGACUUCUAUCUAAAAAGCCACCAGCCAUCAAUCCAAGCCUACUCUCCUUCAGAGACUUUUCUCACUGCACCAGAUGUAAGCCUGCUUAUAUCUUGUCAAGAAAAUGUUUUAUUCCUGAAGGAACUGCUGACCUACAUAAAGACUUCCACACAACUUCUCGGGUCCUAGCCUUGCCAAUCCCUCUGUUGUGGAUCCUAUUGAAGCCCCUCAAGAAAGUUACGGCGAUGAUUCUUGGCAGGAGUAUACGGAAAUGGUGGCAGGCUCUUCCACCUUAUAAACAGGAGCUGCUCAAGGAGAAGGUGAAAAAGAACAAGUGGAGAAUUUUGUUCGGUCUAUGUGGCCUUUUAGGUGUGAUCGGAAUGUAUUUCUGGACCCACUUGGACAAGAGUCCAAUCACAGGACGCAGUCGCCUACUGGUGUUCAGCAAACGACAAUUCCUGAAGCUGGCUGAAUUUGAGUACCAGUCGGUGCUGGAGAACUACAAGGAUAAAUUCCUGCCUGCUGAUGAUCCAGUCUAUAAGACCAUUCAGUCUGUUUUCAACCAGUUAGUUGAGAAAAACAAAGAUGUGCCAGGAGUUUCUGAGACCACGUGGGUUAUUAAUGUUGUGGAAGAUCCAGAGAUAAAUGCCUUUGUCUUGCCAAACGGGCAGGUGUUUAUUUUAACUGGGUUGUUGAAAGCUGUGGCAGACGCCGAUCAACUGGCAUGUAUUCUAGGUCAUGAGAUGGCUCACUGUCUCCUUGCACACGGGGCAGAACACGCAAGUAUUAUUCAGCUCCUUGAUUUUGUAUCCCUCGUAUUUUUGACACUUACUUGGGCGGUGUUUCCUCGGGACAGCCUUGCUCUUCUGGGACAGUGGAUCCAAGGCAAACUGAUCCAGUACAUGUUUGAUAGACCCUACAACCGAAAACUAGAGAUUGAAGCUGAUGAGAUUGGACUGCAACUUGCUGCUAAGGCCUGUGUGGAUGUGAGAGCCAGCAGUGUAUAUUGGCAGCAACUGGAAUUGAUGAAGAUUGCUUCUGGAACAUUUCAAAUUCCUGAAUGGUUUUCCACACAUCCAUCAAAUGAACGCCGAGUUCAACACCUCAAUAACCUGAUUCCCAAGGCUAUCAAACUACGAGAAAACUGUGGUUGCACUUCACUGCCGAGUAUAGACCCACGGUUGGUUUUCAAGCUUAGUAUGGAGGAAAUGAUGAAGCGUUUGAAGAAAUGGGAAGAACCAAUCUGCACUGUUUCUGGAACUGAGCAGCUACCUCAGCAGCAUGAGAGUGGCCCAAUCGUAAUGAAGAGAAUACCUGCCGUAAUUACAGUACAGGCACUCCAAAGCACAGUAAACUCUCAGAAAUAAGUGUAUUUAAUUGCAUUUGAUACCAUGCAAUGCAAGUUAGCAAUUUGUGUUUCUAUUUUAACUGGACAGUGGGAAAUGGAAAUUAAUCUGAGGUGUGGUGGUCUCAAAAGAAAUAUUUUGUGUAUUCCUGAAUUUCUGGGGCUCUUCUGGUUGUUCUUUGAUUGUUUCUUUAAUCAGGUAUGGGUCCAUUUUGUUCUGGAUUGCAACCAAAGAAGUUGGGAAAUCUGUUACUUGGGAAAAUACAGUUUGUAACAGUCCCAGUUGGAAUAUCAAUUCGUAAUUAUGUUCCUUGGAGUCCCUGUUGCUCAAAAAUAUACAUCAGCAGCAACAGAUUUCUGGUUGGUGAAUCCUUUUUAUGAGGUGACUAAAUGAUAACUGUGAGAAAUGUGUGAUUUGUUUAAGCAAAGUAUGUGAAUGAAAUGGUAAAAUAAUCCAUUGAGUAAGAGUAAGUUAUUGAGGUGAAGGGGAGGGCAAUGAACAGGGCAAUUCAGCCUGAAGCAGAAAAACACAAGACAAUUAAUAUCACCAGGAUCUUGUACGUUUGAUAAUGAUAUUUAGAGCUGCUGUUCUUAUCAAAUACAGGUAGAAACUGCUAACAGGUACUUGAAACUUGCAAUGUUUUUUUAACUAUAGGAUUGAAUUACUUUUAUAAUAUAUUAUCUCUUAUCCCGUACUGGUACAUGGGAGGAUUUCUCUGUUAAUGGGGAAACAGCUUCUGCUUUUCUUUAACUUUGUGAUCCAUGAGAAUUUCUCACUCCCAUCCAAAGUGCAAGGAUAAUAAUUCCUCCACUCAGUAGGAAACAGUACAAUGUUAUUAUAAAAUAGGUUUUCUAUUAGAUGUUUGCAUUUUUAAUUGCAAUGAAUUUGAAGAACUUUUUGUACAUAAAAUACUUUUUUUUUUACGAAUUAUCAGUCUCUUCCAUUUUCAUACACAUCAUACAGGCCCUGUACACUCAAGCAAACACAAGUUGCUGCUUAAGUAAUAUGUUUCCAGCAUGGAGCAGACCCUGUGCACACAAAGAUUUCGGCAAUGUGAAAGUGCUUAUUUCACACUGUAACAUCACCAAAAUGUUGGUUGUUUUCCAGUUCAUACCUAAUCAGUCUACUUUAGAUUUUAUUGACAACUCACUAAUGUAUUUUGUUUCAGUAUUUUCAUUAAAAACUAUUUCUGAUGUGCCAAGAAAGUACUUGCUAUUGUUCGGGUGGCAUCAUGGCACAGCUAGUAGAGCUGCUGCCUUGCAGCUCCAGCGCCCCAGAUAUGAUCCUAAACUCUGUGUGGAGUUUGCAUGUUCUCCCUGUGACUGCAUGGGUUUUCCCCAGGUGCUCCAGUUUCCUCUUGCUUCACAAAGACAUGCUGCUGGUAGGCUGUAAAUUGCCCCUAGUGCGUAGGUAAGUAGUAGAGUCUGGAGAGAAUUGAUGGGCAAGUAGGGAGAAUAAGUUACAGGGAAAAUGGGCAGAUGGGAUUGCUCUGUGAACUGGCAUAGACCUGAUGGGAUGAAAGACCUCCUGGGUCUUAAGGAAAUAUGGGAAUGGUAAGCUUACAAAGUAGUACUUCAUUAACAAUUAUUUUACUGGUUAUCAGUUCUAGUUUUAGACCCAAAUGUACUGGAUUUGUGUGGUUGGAUUUAAUUAGGAUUAGAGUCUAAAAUUGUGAACCUGAACAAUUAAAUCCAAUGUAGUGGGAAUAUUUUUCAAGAGUGCCUCUGGCCAGUUAUUGAGUAGUGGGAGUAUGAGGUGGAAACACACAACAAGUUUUAUUUAGCUCAUGUAUUAUGGAAUGUACGUCAUUUCCACUUUAUAAAUUUGUGUUAAUUUUCAUCCUACCUUAUUUUACUCCUUUUGUUGUUUCAUGGUGGCAAUGAGGUCCCGCAAAUAGUGCUAGCUCUUUUGGAACAUUUAAUGCACCUGCCAUAGCAGCAUUUAAACACCACUCUUAUUUAUUUAGAUAUUUUACCCCAGCUGUCUUCCAACCACAUGUCUCCUGGCUUCUUCAGAGCAUCUAACCUAUAGCUUCUCAGAGUUAGCAGACAGAUUUGCCUUUUACGCCAUGUUCUUACUGGACAUUGAUAAUAACAGUACCAGUUAGAAUGCAGAUGCUCCACAACAAUAAUAUUGUAUGUCUAUAUAUUCCAUAGCAAUAAUAUGAAAUGCAUCCAAGAUUAACAAUUAUAAUAAAGACAGUCCAAAGAAACUAUGACAAAAGAUUUGUGCUAUUCUUUUCUCCCCAUUACAUCCCAAGUCUCCAAGUCACUUCCAGAUACGUGCACACAGUAACCCCAAAUUCCAGGCAACAGGUGAGGUAUAACUGCCAUUGUGAUUAAGGCAGUUUCAGCUGAGAAAUUAUAAUAAAACAAGUUGGAGGACUGGGGGAAAACAAUGACUGGAAACAUAACCGGCACCCAUGGAAGGUUCACUCUUAUCACAAUGCAAACCUGUU